This is a messenger RNA of Nothobranchius furzeri (turquoise killifish), 2104 nucleotides long. RefSeq names its product mitochondrial assembly of ribosomal large subunit 1 (gene malsu1). NCBI's taxonomy places the organism in Eukaryota, Metazoa, Chordata, Actinopteri, Cyprinodontiformes, Nothobranchiidae. Gene Ontology annotation, cellular component: mitochondrion. Gene Ontology annotation, biological process: negative regulation of translation; negative regulation of ribosome biogenesis. The record is from RefSeq and is a predicted model, not a curated record. Gene Ontology annotation, molecular function: ribosomal large subunit binding.
GGAAGGACACGACCAACUUCCUGUUUGUAGCUCUUGAUACCAAAACCCUACCGACUCGUGGCUUUAGCUAGUCCAGGGAGUUGUUUUUCCCGCCCGGCCCACUAAAUCAUGAAUAUUCUCGAUCGUUCCAGAGUAUUGUUGUCAUCAGUUUGUAGACGUGGUUUAUUAGAACAAACAGGUGCUUUUAGACGUGUCGGUGUUUUAUCAGCGGCGCGUGGCUUUAGCCGCGCGGUCAGGUUGGCUUCAUGUCAACAACACUCGUCUUCCCUCAGUUAUCAGGUCAGCCCAGAGAGAUGCUUCUGCGAUGGAAACAGACACUCGGAUAAUCAAGGGAUGUUUAAGGAGGAAGCGGCUGGAAUCAGCGAUAAUAGUAACCGACCUGCUGAAGCUUUCACCCUGGACCUCCUGGUGUCUCUACUGCGUCAGGAAAAUGCCAUCGACCUCUGCGUGAUUCAAGUCCCGAACCACGUCAGCUAUACAGAGUACUUUCUUGUUGUCAGCGGUUUAUCACCAAGACACAUCCGUGCGAUGGCUUUUUACGCUGUCAGAGUGUACAAGUUUUUGAAGAAAGAUAAAGAUCCAAAUGCGAAGAUUGAAGGAAAAGAUACAGAUGACUGGAUAUGUAUCGACUUUGGUAAUAUGGUUGUUCAUCUGAUGCUGCCAGGAACUAGACAACGGUAUGAACUGGAGAAACUCUGGACUCUCCGUGCUUUUGAUGAGCAGCUGAGAAAAAUCCCAGCAGAGACGCUCCCAGAGGACUUCAUACUGGAUGUUGAACUCACAAAGUGACCCCACUUUUAAGCUGCGCCUAGAUAUGAGGUCAUCUAAUACUUUUGUUGCUAGCAGUAAACACCCAUAAAGAACACCCAUGUAAAGUGCUCCUCUUUAAUACAUCUAGCAUGCUUCCUGGGAGAUUUAGUCUAAAAGUGCAGGUUAACUUCAUAAAAGCGCUUUAUCGUCGCUGGUGCAGUUACAGGUUUGCAAAUAAAAUGUUUCUUGGAGAAAAAAGGGUGAGGGGGUCACCAAUACAUCCACUUCCAAACAGGGUGAUUACUUUUACAGGACGAGAGAUGUUGUCCAAAGAAUUGCUGAUGACUUCACCGAGAACUGAGAGACGGUAACAGACAAGCAAACACCUAAGCACUUCACCAGGGCUGCCAAGUCUCACCACUGAGCCCCCCUCCCCCAUGAACAAAGGAGGGAUGCAACACAAGGCAGACACACAGACACACCUGAGCUUUGGUAAAAGUUGGCAGCCCUGGGUAAAUGGUCUGUUCCUGUUUAGCGCCUUCUAGAGUUCUACAACUCCCCAAGGCGCUGUACAAUACAGCCAUCAUUCACCUAUUCUCACACACACACUACUAGCUACUUAGCCACAGGUACUCUGGGGCACACUGACCACCACCAGUAGGCAAGGAGGGUUAAGUGCCUUGCCCAAGAACACGACAGCUAAAGACUGGGCAGUGGUUGAACCUGCAACCCUCCAAUUACAGGGAACUUCCCACCAUCGCCUGAAAAUCAUGUUAUAUUUCAACGUGCCCCUCUCGCGUCUUUGGCAUCCAUGAUGAUGCAAAAAAUAGUCUCCAGUUUUUAUUGAGAGGAAAACCGAAUGUGUAAAAAGAUUCAUGACAUUAGCUUAAAUUCAAUGAAGCAGGACGUAUUUGUUCAGAGCCUGUUAGGAACUGGUGUUUCAUUUCUUUUUGCCAGCUUACAGCAUCCCAAAAUGGACGGAUUGACUCAACUCUAGGUGUUCCAAACUAGCAUCUGCAUUAAGAUCACUCUGACUCAGAUAUGUGGAAAUGUUUGUUUACAGGUAGAUUUUCAAUUAAAGCUGUACAAACAAACUAGGGAGUAAGCUAACUAAAUGUUAGCUUGAUCGUAAAAUCGAUAAUUGCAUUUGAACUUUUAGAAAAAGUGUAUCUGGUUCUGAAAUAAUGUGAAAGCUGAGAAGAUGACGCUUCAUUUCUGACCCUACAGGUCUCACAGCUCAUUUGUUUCAGUGUCAUCCUGUUGUGGAAACUCAUUGCACACAUCAAGCAUUUGGACUAGAAAACAGCUAAAACUGCCGUUUCCUCUUGUCAAAUUAAACAUGAACACUAUUCUA